AUCAAAUAGUUGGAAUAACCGCCCCAGCAGCUCAGAAGAGAGAGAGAGCUCUUCUAGAGAGGGAAAAUAACUGAAAUUCUAGUUAGAGAAAAUAGCAAAAACAUUAUUCCUAAGAAAUUCCGACAGAGAGCCAAACGGCAGCUGUUUCUCGAUCAUCUCACUCUCAUCUCUCUCUCUACACAAACCCCAUUUCACCAUUUACAGCUCACUAAGUUUGUGAUCCGUGGUUUUGCAGAAAUGAUCAAGAUAGUUGAAAAAUCAUGAGAUUUUUUAGAUACUUCAUGUAAAUUUUAUUCUAUGUUGGCCGUUUGCAAGAAACAUAAACCGUUUGUAAUCCAAACAAGAAUUUAGAAAAUUGAGAUUAAUUCUCUGUUUACUUCGCUGAACUGAAGAAUAUAUGGAACCGGAGAAACACGAGCCGCAGAGGCUUUAUCAAGUUUGGAGAGGAAGCAAUAGGUUCUUCUUUGGAGGGAGAUUGGUUUUUGGCCCGGAUGUAUCUUCUUUGCUUUUGUCGGCUUUGUUGAUCGCUGCCCCUGCGCUUGCAUUUUGUGUAAAGGUCGUAUUUAUCAUCAGAGAUCGCGUUAAAGAAGACAAACCUGCCAUAUCUUGGUAUCCUGUGCUUAUAGUAGCUCUUGCACUCACCAUUUUGGAUGUAGUCUUCCUUCUGCUCACAUCCAGCAGAGAUCCCGGGAUUGUGCCAAGGAACACGAGGCCACCCGAAUGUGAUGAUUCAUUCGAGAUGAACACCCCUUCAAUGGAGUGGGUGAAUGGCAGAACACCUCACCUCAAACUUCCCCGAACAAAGGAUGUCAUUGUCAAUGGACACGCGGUGAAGGUGAAGUUCUGCGACACGUGCCUGCUGUAUCGCCCCCCUCGUGCAUCACAUUGCUCCAUCUGCAACAACUGUGUCCAGAGGUUCGAUCACCACUGCCCCUGGGUUGGACAAUGCAUCGGCUUACGAAACUACAGGUACUUCUACAUGUUCGUCUCAACAUCAACCGUGCUAUGCUUGCUCGUGUUUGUGGUGUCAUUGAUGAACAUUGUCCGAGCAGAUGAACGUAUCUUGAAAGCAAUGUCGGGUGAUGUUCCGUCAGUGUUUCUGACAGUCUACUGCUUCGUCGCUGUCUGGUUUGUAGGUGGCCUCACAGCUUUCCACUUCUACCUCAUCAGCACAAACCAGACGACGUAUGAGAACUUCAGGUAUCGUUAUGACAAGAAGGAGAAUCCAUACAACAAAGGGAUUAUCAAAAAUUUCCAAGAAGUGUUCUUCUCCAGAAUUCCACCUCCAAUGCUUGAUUUUCGAGCAUUUGUGGAAGACGAAGAGAUCACGACUGCAGAACCCACAGACGACGAUCCUGCUGAAGAUAUCACGAGCUCAAAGGAGAAAAUCGACAUUGAAAUGGGAAAUGAGGAAAAGGCCAUAACACUUCCUGAGAUUCUGCUAAGCAUAGAAUAUGGUGGCAUUCAUGACAACCUUAAACACAAGGUAACUGAGAGAGAAACAGCCGCCUAUUCAGACAACUUCGUCGUUCCUGUUGAUCUACAAGUCGAGGAAUCCGCGGCUACUUCCAGAGUUGAAGUUGGGGCCGAGGCAGAGGAGGAACGCGAUGACAUGAAAUCUCAACAGACCACCACAGCAUCGGACUGAUCAUAAAAAAACGUUAUUCUGAGUGUUUCUCUCUGUACGUACCAGUUCUGAGUCGACCGUUUUAUAAGCUGUGGCAACAGAUAUGUACCAUUUUCAUCUUGUAGUAAUCUAUCUUGUAUUACUAAAUUGGGGGAAUUAUGCACAGGCGUUUUGAUUUCGAAAAUCGAGAUUUUUGUUGCGUUUCUGGGAAUCAAAA
This is a messenger RNA of Salvia miltiorrhiza (redroot sage), 1844 nucleotides long. Its product is annotated as probable protein S-acyltransferase 4. Gene Ontology annotation, molecular function: protein-cysteine S-palmitoyltransferase activity. NCBI's taxonomy places the organism in Eukaryota, Viridiplantae, Streptophyta, Magnoliopsida, Lamiales, Lamiaceae. The record is from RefSeq and is a predicted model, not a curated record. Gene Ontology annotation, biological process: peptidyl-L-cysteine S-palmitoylation; protein targeting to membrane. The coding region runs from base 398 to 1648 and encodes 416 amino acids. Gene Ontology annotation, cellular component: endoplasmic reticulum; Golgi apparatus. The transcript is spliced from 5 exons.